This is a messenger RNA of Linepithema humile (Argentine ant), 1643 nucleotides long. Lineage: Eukaryota; Metazoa; Arthropoda; Insecta; Hymenoptera; Formicidae. The record is from RefSeq and is a predicted model, not a curated record.
GGAUAAACUGGCAUGCCUGCUUCCACUCUGUCCACUCUACCUCAUUUUCCUUGAUAUUUAUUUCGCUAUUGUUGAUGGCGCAGUUCGGUGCUGCUAUUGCAGGUUAGAACAUGCAAGUUCAUGUAAUGUGUAGUUCAUCUUCACGAGAAUAACGAUUAGAAUGUUUCGAUCAAUGAGGUGUUCGAUUUUCACGCUACAUCGCGUGAAAAAUCGCCGUUGUUUGCACACAUGCGGUCAGCAGUUGUCAGAAGUUACAGAAUAUGAGUCUCCUAUUACAGAGGAAUAUAAGAAGGGUCCAAUGGAGGGUAGGUCCCUUUAUUUAGAUGCCCAAGCUACUACUCCACUGGAUCCCCGGGUGUUGGAUAAGAUGAUGCCAUAUCUAACAGUGUAUCAUGGUAACCCACAUUCCAGAACUCACAUGUAUGGUUGGGAAUCAGAGGCAGCAGUUGAGCAUGCUCGUCAGCAAAUUGCAGAUCUGAUUGGAGCAGACAAAAAGGAAGUGGUAUUUACUUCUGGUGCAACAGAAUGUAACAAUAUAGCUGUGAAAGGCGUGGCAAGGUUCUACAAAGCAAAGAAAAAUCAUGUUGUGACGACCCAGACAGAACACAAAUGUGUAUUAGAUUCGUGUAGAGCCUUGGAAGCAGAAGGAUUUGAUGUAACAUAUAUUCCUGUUAAAUCAAAUGGUCUUAUAGACCUCAGCGAAUUAGAAGCAGCUAUUAAACCAUCUACAUCUCUAGUUUCUGUAAUGAUGGUAAAUAAUGAGAUUGGUGUUAAACAGCCUAUUCAGGAAAUUGGCGCUAUUUGUAGAAAGAAAAAAGUUUUCUUCCACACAGAUGCUGCACAAGCUAUAGGCAAAGUACCAAUCGAUGUUAACGCCAUGAACAUUGAUCUUAUGUCUAUCAGCGGGCAUAAACUAUAUGGCCCAAAAGGCAUUGGAGCCUUGUAUGUCAGAAGAAGACCACGAGUGCGAGUGGAACCAUUGCAAAGUGGAGGUGGACAAGAGAGAGGAAUGAGAAGCGGUACUGUGCCAGCACCCUUAGCUGUGGGACUGGGUGCCGCUUGUGAAUUAGCAAUGACUGAAAUGGACUACGAUCACAGAUAUAUCAACGAGCUAUCAAAUCAUCUAAUUGAGAAAAUAAUGACAAGCUUACCACAAGUUGUACGAAACGGCGAUCCCGUGAACUGGUAUCCCGGCUGCGUGAAUUUGUCAUUUGCAUGCGUCGAGGGUGAAUCAUUACUGAUGGCUUUAAAGGAUGUGGCACUGAGCAGUGGUUCUGCUUGCACCAGCGCGAGCUUGGAACCCAGCUACGUGUUGAGAGCAAUUGGCGCUUCGGAAGACUUGGCUCAUUCCAGUAUUAGGUUUGGCAUCGGCCGAUUUACAACAUUAGAAGAAAUCGAUUACACCGCCGAAAAUACGAUACGGCAAGUGAAGCGACUUCGGGAAAUGAGCCCAUUGUGGGAGAUGGUGGAAGAUGGUAUCGAUUUGAAAACUAUUAAGUGGACUCAACAUUAGUGCCUCGCGCUUUACAAACCUAGCUGUGUAGUACGUAUAUUAAUCAUAAUGUUUAAUGAUACCGAUCUUAAAUCACAACAGAUCAAAUCUAGUUAAUUAAUGAUUGACGAGGUGUAAUAAAUUUUUAUUU